This is a messenger RNA of Pomacea canaliculata, 5325 nucleotides long. RefSeq lists its product as uncharacterized. Bases 2645 to 3844 code for a protein of 399 amino acids. The record is from RefSeq and is a predicted model, not a curated record. Gene Ontology annotation, molecular function: G protein-coupled receptor activity. The transcript is spliced from 4 exons. Gene Ontology annotation, cellular component: membrane. Gene Ontology annotation, biological process: G protein-coupled receptor signaling pathway. NCBI's taxonomy places the organism in Eukaryota, Metazoa, Mollusca, Gastropoda, Architaenioglossa, Ampullariidae.
UUAAGAUAAGAGAGGAAAGGAUCAUCUGCCGUGUUCUUCAGCAGUCACUUAUGUAUGAAGAUCAGGUAUUGUGCAUUGAUAAGACACUUUUCUAGCAUUUUGUGAAAUUAAUUAUAGUUCAAAGAGUUUUGUUUAGGGGAAUCGAAGAAACAUUUCAUCCUUAUUACCGCUGUAAAUCUUUAAAGAACUUGCACUCACAGGAUAAGGCAAUGUAACAAUGAGCAGCAAUACGCAAAUUUUCUGUAAAUAACUGACAGUUUAACAUUCCGAGCACGUGGAACGGCAAAGCGUGAUAAGUUGGGGGACAUAUGCCUGAGCAUGAAGAGUUCGUAUCACUAAACCCGAGGGUUGUUUAGAGAUGAGAUGUAUGCUGGGAACGCCGAUAGCCGAGAUCGGAGGCGCACACACACAAAUUAGACGAUUUGAUAUGCUUUUUACACUGCGUAUUUCUCCGCCUGACUCACUUGCUGAACAGGUUGAUAGACCUUCACAGCGUUGGGGAAAGAGUUCUUAACACCAUACUCUUUUAAUAUCAGAAAGUUAGUUAGGCCACCUUGUCUACCACAGAGAUCAAAUCUGUACUUUUAGGUGAGAUACGUGGGAGGGGAGGGAGUGAAGAGCGAGUCUUACCACACAUACACGCAGCACGCACACGCGACAACACGCAAACCUGUAGAUUAUCAUACUGCACCUCACAACAGUGGCUUGAAAGUAUCGCCCUCCCUGUUGAUUUCGUCAACUCUAAGGAAUAAUUAUGUGCAGCAUUUUGUACAUUCUGAUGUUGGCAUCAUUUCCCCCUCGCUCUCCUGUGUUUUGCCAUGUCCACAGCUUACGAUGAUGUAGGCGUCUUUCUACUCCUUGUCGACAGUUAAUUAAUCAACCCUCGUACGGCAUUAGUUCAACAUGCUGGCAGCGGCACGCGAUAUCGAAUUCUGUGCAUUAGCCUCGGCUUUCGAUCUGCGUGCGCGCACGCUUGAUGUGGUAUUUGCUAUGGUGAACGGAGGAUGAACUCACUAGAAUUAACAACUCUGUGUGUGUGUGUAGUUUUUUUUUUCAUGCUUUUGCUCACUCAUAUAUAUAAUUAAGUGAACGAAUGUAAAGCUUAUCUUGUUUCUCCAUCCGCUGUUUUCCUGUUACAUAACCCCGUCUGUGAAAUUUAGCAUACCUACACUCUCCAUAAAAUGGUUUUUCUUUGUCUAUUUUUUCAUUUGCGUGUCUUUGCUCUUGACUUUUCUCAAUCAAUGGGAAUAUCAGAUGAAUUAAUUUACUUAUAUAAAAUGUUACGUGAUAUUACAUACCUGCUGGAUGAAAAUUGCUGCAUAUAAAUUUUUUGACGUCUGGAUCCAUGAACAGAAAAAGCAAAAGCAAAGAUGAUUUGAAACACAAGAAAAUUUAAAGGUAGCAAUUUGCUAGAAUCUUCAACCGUAGAAAAGAGUUUUGUUUCAGCAAAUGGAAGUUUAUAAAUUACAUUAGGUGGACGAUCGAGUGAAAUUACGGGGAGGGGGAAGGGGAGUAAGGGAGCUACAGAAAGCUAGAAAACUGUGUAAUUUCUGUCUAGUUAUGUCAGAAAUGUUAGGACCGAUGUCAUCGUAGAGGACAGAUAAGUCAAAGCUAUAAAUUUGAGUAUCUUUGGUGGAAACUGUAAAUUAAAUCUUUUGCUGGUCAAACAUGUAAUUACUAGUAAGACAUGUUAUGGACACUGUAGCCCUAUUUUAACAACGACAAAGGUAUCUCAUAUAAUAGCACUCUUCAGAUAUACUGUAUAUCUUAUCAUAUAUAUAUACCGUAAAGUUUCUAUUAUGUAUUAUAACGAAAGUCUAAGCAGUUCAGAGGUAGCCAGACAUCACUUAGCUACUAACAUCUGGCCUAUUGCUACAGACCUGAGAUAUCGCUUUCCUUCAUCGCGGAAGAGGAAUGGGAAGAAUGUAUUGAAGUCUUACAAAUCACUUUAUAACAAGGUAGUAAUACCACCACACUGUAACACACAACCUAACAUUAGUUCUCUUGUCACUGCCCUUCUGGUUUAAAGGACAACACUAGUGCAGCAUUUGUUCUUUAUGAUCGAGCUAAGUUCUUUUUAAAAUAAUUAUUCCCAAAAUGUGAGUAGACAAUUAUCAUUUUUGUUAUAUUGGCUGUUUAAUGGCUGUAUAUAAUCAUAAUGGCUUUAUUCUUUUCGAUACAUUGACUUUAUCCAUUUUGACACCUAAACAUAGUGUUUUGGUACAUUAGCAUUAGCUGUACCUUAUCUGAUAAAUGAGGCAAGAACUUUCGCUGCUUUUGUUCAUCUCUUUCAUAGCCAUUGUCUGCUUUGUGAUUCUUUGAGUACAUUUUCUCCCAAUUCAAAAAAAUAAUUUUAUUAUUGCAUUAUAGCGUUUCAAAUGCGUCGAUCUGAAAGACGGAUAGUUAUAUGUCGUUUGCUUGCUUGCUUCUCCUAUUGCUGGGAAAGGGAGGAAGAUCAAAGAAGAAUUAGAAGGUGAGGCAACGUGAGGAAUGACAUUUUUUGUAGUGUGCCCAGCCCCUAAACUUGGAUUCUCCUGGCAUCUUUCUUGUACCUUAUAUCAGUUAGUUUGUUGUUGUUGUUGUGUUGUUGUUGUUGUUUUUUUCUCUAGUGAGUGACGUCCCUAUUAAGUCAGCCACUAGAGUCAUGGUUGAGGUUGACUUUGUCGGCACUGUUGCUGAAACAGACAGGGAGUUCGUCGAUGGAAGAACUACAGAAAAGCCUAUGAUUCCUACAGAAGACUGUUUGAUACUGCAGUGGCAUUCUUCGAGCAAUUCGGACGUUAUUAGCCUCGACGCAUUGACUGCAAUAAACCGCAUCACCACAUCCUACCUGUUUCCUCUGCUCUUCUUGUUCGGCGCCGUGGGGAACAUUCUCUCGAUGGCUGUCUUCUGUAAACUCGGCCUGCGAGAGCGAAUCAACCUCUGCCUGUUUGCCCUAGCGGCUGUGGACUUUAUCGUUGUUUCCUAUGCAUUUGCUCUCCACUCGGAGUCGUUUUACAUGCGUUUCACAGCUCGAAACAGACGGCGGACUUAUGGUGUAGUAUACACGUUCCUCGUCAAAUAUUGUACAGGUCUAAUCGGUUUCGGCAGGUUGUCGCAGUUCCUGUCGGCAGUUGUCGCUGUAGAGAGAUGCGCCUGCGUUGCCAGUCCAUUCCGCGCACGCAAACUGGUGAGGACCUCCACCAUGGCCGCUGUGAUCGCAGUUGCUGCCUUGGUCCUAGUUGGUGGGAUGUUUGGUGUGAUUGGACAAAAGUACACCGUCGUUUGUAUCUACGAUCCCUUGACAAAUAUAACGAGGGACGCUCUCUACGUUACUAAGUUCUACCUCAAGCAUAAAGACAUCCUAGACACAGUCGACGUAUUUGUCAUGUCUACUGCUUUUCCCGCAAUAUUCCUCGGUCUUGUCAUCUUCACCUCGGUCUUCACGACAACCAAGCUAUGGUCAAGCCUUGCAUGGCGUGCAACCUCUGUGAUGUCACAAAACCCUGCAAAGGUGUUGGCUGCGACUGCGGCGGCGGCAGUGUCACCGAAAGAAGUCGCACUAACAAAGAUGCUAAUUUCAACGUCGGUUCUUUUCAUAGUAUGCUCGGCACCUAACCUUGCUGUCCAGCUGGCCUCUUUCUUCGCAUCUGACCUGAAAGAGGGGGGUCGCUACGACAAUCUUGUGCAGGUCCUCCAUUUGGUACGCUUGUUAAGCACCGACAUCCAAUGCUCCCUUAGCUUUGUCGUCUAUUACAAAACGGGUUCCAGAUAUCGCAGUACAGUACGACAGUUGCUAAAGUGUCAUGCAGACUCGCAAGAAUUCAAGUAUAAUAACUCCAGUGGCAAAAUGACCUCGGGUUAGUUCUGAGUCUCGACUGGUUACAGAAAACUACCUGGCUAUUUAAUGACAUGAUGAAAUAGUGGUAAACAUUUGUUUUCUUGAGUACACAGUUUCCAUGAUGUUUUUUUCAGCUUUCAAUAUCGGGUAGACUUGUUAAAGGCCUUAUUUUUGCGACAUUAAUAGCAAGUUUUUAUACUUGAAGCUUUGUAGUGACAGUUGUGCUAUAUUACGUCAGUAAGUCGGACUCUGCUUUCUUGACCUCGAAUGAUGACCGGACAUUAGGCUUUGCUUCAAACUCGAGAGACUGGUUACAUGGACCAAGUGCUUAGCACAAAGCUGCGACUAUUGUUUCACUACCCCUUUAUACCAGUAUUUUAUUUUAUUCUUUUUACGGUAGCCAAUACAAUGCUAUAGGUAACUGUAAUUCGUUUUAUUCGAAUUAUGGCGCCAUAGGGCAGCGAUAAAGACUCGACUUUCCAUUCUAACACUGAAGAUUUGAUACUCUUUGAGUUUUUAAUUUUCCCUUUCGUAUACCCGUUUUGUCUUUUCUUUUGUUCAUUUUGCCGAACUCGUCGACAUGCUGGUUUGGCUGAGUACCGGAUUCACCAUACACAAAGGGAUUUACAACGCCACCAAACGAUGAGUUGCAAAAUACAUCCUCAUGGCCAAGGUAAUAUAUAUUCAAUCCCAGAUAAUCAACUGCAUCCUUUCUAAGAGACUAUUAGACAUCUGCAGUCAUAUGAGUGGACAACACGGCAACACCUCUGGCCGCUGCCUACCUCGCCUCACAGGUAUCGCAGGUUUUUAGCGACUGCUUUCCUCACAAGAUCUCAGAGAUUCGAUCAUACCUAGACGCUGUGUCGGCACCUGACAGCAUCUCUUAUGAUAUUCUUUCUCGAUGUUAUUUUAUCAAAUUCCGACCAGUCUGCGAGGCCGAUUUAAAGGCGAUCAUUCUCAGGGAUAAACCAGCAACCUUCUUCUCGAGUGCCUAAAUGUUUUGUUUCCUGCCAACACAACUAUUGUUAAUGUCAGUUUAUGGCCAGUCAGAUGAGAAAAAGAUGUUAUUGGAAGGCAAAGUAUUCAUAUGCUUAUGACAUUUAGUCAAAUCUCCUCUUGCUAAAUGUUCAUGACACGUCAUCAGAUUUUGUUUCCUAAAUGUAAUUGAAGACUAUCUAAUUUCGAAAGCGCGUUAUUAAUGGACGAAGCAGACAAAAAAUGUCUUGCAGUACAGUAUUCAGGUUCUUUCAGAAGAAGUUUUACAUUAUUCUUACUCCACUUGCCUUCUGCCGAAAACCUAAAUUGUUGCUCAGAAAAUUUAUUUUCCAACUUGUAGACAACCAGUGGUAAAACUGUAGGGCUGACAAUCACAUGACAAUUCUUCCCAACAUAGUUGGAAAAUAUUGACUCUAUCAAUUGUUUAAUGCACUCAAAUGUCUGUCGUCUGGAGAAAACGCACUGCGAUUUUAUACUGAUAUUCAUCAAAAUAAAUUGAUUGACUUUAC